AUGAACACCGAGGUCAGCCCAAGUCAGCCGCCCUCGGUCACUCUGUUCCCGCCCUCCUCUGAGAGCUCAGCGCCAACAAGGGCCACACUGGUGUGUCUCAUCAGUGACUUCUACCCCGGCGGCGUGACCGUGGCCUGGAAGGCAGACGGCACGCCAGUCACCCAGGGCGUGGAGACCACCAAGCCCUCGAAACAGAGCAACAACAAGUACGCGGCCAGCAGCUACCUGAGCCUGACGGCCGACAAGUGGAAAUCUAGCAGCAGAUACAGCUGCCAGGUCACGCACGAUGGGAAAACCGUGGAGAAGACACUGACCCCCUCGGAGUGUUAGGUCUCUGAGAGCCCUACCUCGGGGACAUUCCUCACCCAGUCUCCCUUUCACCAGCUCUCCACUGUACCCCUGAGACCCUGCCCUGGAUCAACUCACACCAGGCAGGUCUCAC
This is a messenger RNA of Rhinolophus ferrumequinum (greater horseshoe bat), 442 nucleotides long. RefSeq names its product immunoglobulin lambda like polypeptide 5 (gene IGLL5). The record is from RefSeq and is a predicted model, not a curated record. Lineage: Eukaryota; Metazoa; Chordata; Mammalia; Chiroptera; Rhinolophidae. Gene Ontology annotation, molecular function: MHC class II protein complex binding. The coding region runs from base 1 to 330 and encodes 109 amino acids. The transcript is spliced from 2 exons. Gene Ontology annotation, biological process: antigen processing and presentation of exogenous peptide antigen via MHC class II; immunoglobulin production involved in immunoglobulin-mediated immune response; peptide antigen assembly with MHC class II protein complex. Gene Ontology annotation, cellular component: MHC class II protein complex.